UGCCGGGGGCUCCGGCAAACCAUGGCCCAGCAGGAGACCUACGGCAACUGGUUGGGCCCCCCCGCGCCCCCCAAACGCCUGACCAGGCAACCCGGAAUUUACUCCUCCACCGGGAAAAUGUCCCCGGUGGGCAACUUCAGACCAGCAUCCCCGGACAGUUUUGAGGACGAUUACGACGACGUGUCCCUGGCGGAGUCGGAGCGGGAACCUCGGAGCAAACCCGGGACAGUUUACACCCUGGCGGGGUCUCCAAACCCUUCCCGGGCCGGACCCUCCCCCUCCAUCGGAGCCGGAGCCGCUUUUCCCGGGAAAGCCGAGCUGGAGCCGGAGCCCCAAGGCCGGGACUGGGAUCGGGAUCGGGACCGGGAUCGGGACCGGGAUCAGGAUCGGGAUCGGGAUCGGGAUCGGGAUCGGGAUCGGGGCCGGGCUCUGAAUGGGAUCGGGAUCAGGAUCGGGACCAGGCUCUGUGCCGGGGCCGCUCUGUCCGUCCUGCUGGGGCUGAGCCUCCUGGGCUGGGCCCUGCUCCUCACCCUGGGCCUGCAAAAACACCGAGAGAUUUGGGAGGAGUUGCAGCUCCUGAGGUCCAACUGCUCGGAAAACCAGGAAUCCGUGCUGCGGGAGCUGGCGGCGGCGCAGCGACGGCAGACGCGGCUCCGGGGGUGGAUCCAGCAGCACUUCCAGGAGCUCCAGGAGGUCACAGGUGAUUCCCGGGAAUUCCCACCUGGAACUCCGGCAUUCCCGCCUGGAACUCCGGCAUUCCCGCCUGGAACUCCAGGAUUCCCGCCUGGAAUUCCCUCCCCAAAACUCCCGGGGGGGGGGGGGGGGGGCGAAAACAGGGAAAACUGGGGAGGGCUGCUGUGCCGGAGCCUGGAGGGCUCCCGGCGCUGCUCGGCGGGGUGGCAACUUUUUGGGAAGAGCUGCUACUCCUUUUCCUGGGAAUCCUGGAGCUGGGAGGAGGCUCGGGACGCCUGUGCCGACCUGGGCUCCCACCUGGUCGUCGUCAACUCCGAGGAAGAGCAG
Molecule: messenger RNA, 1020 nt
Organism: Pipra filicauda (Wire-tailed manakin)
Lineage: Eukaryota; Metazoa; Chordata; Aves; Passeriformes; Pipridae
Exons: 8
Source: RefSeq, a predicted model, not a curated record